Messenger RNA from Homarus americanus (American lobster), 2580 nucleotides. Its product is annotated as dynein axonemal intermediate chain 1-like. The transcript has 11 exons. The coding region runs from base 735 to 2393 and encodes 552 amino acids. Gene Ontology annotation, biological process: outer dynein arm assembly; cilium movement. The record is from RefSeq and is a predicted model, not a curated record. NCBI's taxonomy places the organism in Eukaryota, Metazoa, Arthropoda, Malacostraca, Decapoda, Nephropidae. Gene Ontology annotation, cellular component: outer dynein arm. Gene Ontology annotation, molecular function: dynein light chain binding; dynein heavy chain binding.
UAUUGCUAGUUGGGAUGGUUAUUAGUGUAAUGCUAGUUGUAGAUUGUAGUAAAAGUUGUGGUAGUAGUAGUAGUUUUAGUACUUUUUAUAAGGAGUCUUUGUCAAGUAAAUAUAAACCGAACUUAGAAUGGAUAAAACUCAUUAAGUUAAACCCUUUAUUUUUUUUUAGAAGUUAGUUUAAGUCAAGUAGAAAUAAACCGAACUUAGAAUAGAUAAAACCGAGAUUAAACCCAACUUGGGAUUUUGGGAGCGUGUUUACAAUUUUAAAACCUGGUACCCUGUUGUCUAGUAUAAUGUGACAAUAGGUAUGGCAAUAGGUAUGCUGAUAGUUAAAUAUUACACGUUGUAGUAAUUGUAGUAGUAGUAGUAGUAGUAGUAGUAGUGGUUGUAGUAGUAGUUGUAAUAUAGGGGAUGAUGUAGAGGCAGUGGUUAGGUUAGUUAAGAGACGUGGGGGGGAAGGUCAGGUCAAAGGGGAACUAAACAGUGACCUAUAGUUGACCUCUCAGCAGGGGACACGGGAACCAGAGGUAGCUAUCAGAUUAACCUCUACCAGCGCCAGAAUAAACAACCAAAUCCGCUAUGACUUCACCCUCGGGAGUUACCAACGAGUAUAUACAGAUGACCUACUCCUCGACCUGCUCACUCUCCCUUCAAGGAUCAUCCAUGUUGAUCUCCAGGAACAACAACAACAACAGACGGAGCAAGAUCCAAGAGCGGAGGAGGCAGCCAGGAUCAUGGAAGAGGUGUAUCAAGAUAUGGUCACCAAAGAAGAGUUGGCUAGAUUAGAUGCCCAACCAAAUCCCUUUAACUUCAGCGAGCGAGUGUCCCAAACAACCAGGUUCACACUCAGGAACCUGGCCAUGCAGACAGAGCCUCCUCCCAGCACCGCCUUCACCGUCAACGUAGGUCCUGCCGAAGUGUACGAUGCCUACCAGAAGCACUACCUCAAAAUCCUGGAGAAAGAGCGCGAGAGAGAGAGGGAGAAAGAAAGGGAAAGGGAGAUAGAGAGGGAGAGAGAGAGAGAAAGAGGAAGAGGUAAAGCAAAGAAGGCUCCUGCGGCAGUAGCAUCAGACCCCCUGGUACUCGCUCAACCGCUGCCCAAGAAGUACUCGAACGGGGCGCCGGACCUGACCAAGCUAAACAACACAGCCAGGGUGGUGGAGCGGAUGGUGAACCAGAACACAUAUGACGACAUCUCACAAGAUUUCAAGUAUUGGGAGGACGGCAGCGAUGAGUUUAGACCGCUUGAAGGAUCACUCUUACCACUGUGGAAGUUUAGCCACGAGAGGUCACGUACACUCAUAGUAUCUGAUGUGUGUUGGAGCCCCGUGUAUCCCGAUCUGUUUUCCGCUGCUUAUACCGCUGGUGAGAUAGGUGGUCCAGAGGGGUCAGGUAUGCUCUGUGUGUACACCUUGAAGAAUCCUACUUCACCUGAGCGCGUCUUCCGAGCCCCCUGUGGCGUCACCUGUGCCACCUUUCAUCCUAAGCACGGGAGCCUAGUAGCAGCGGGGUGGAGUGAUGGCACUGUGGUCGUGUAUGAUAUCCGAUCCAACUCGUCACCUGUUGUCAUCCCAUCCACUACCACGGCAGGCAAGCAUCUCCUCCCCGUCACCCAGGUGGUGUGGGUGAAGACAGAACCUGGUGAAGAGCUCUGUCUCUAUUCAGUGGCUAUGGACGGUCGCCUUACCCAGUGGCAGGUUAGGGCAUCGGCUCUCGUUCACACCGAUAUUCUUCAUUUUCUCGAUGCUGAUUUACCCUCACAGCACUUCACCACUGACAAAAUCUUGCUCGAGGGUAUUGGGACGUGUGCAGCCUUCCGCCCAGAUGACGGGGACGUGGUACUAGUGGGCGUGGACACAGGGGCCGUCUUCCAGUGCUCCACCCUCUCUACGGUACACGCCCUCACCCGCUACCCCGCCCAUACUGCCGCGGUCAGGGCAGUCGUGUGGAAUAUCCAUCAUCACAAGGUGUUCAUAUCCUGUUCGGUAGAUUGGACCGUCAAAGUCUGGUUUCAGUACCACCUGUCGCCUCUAGUGGUGCUGGACCUGGGUGGGGCAGUGGCCGGGGUGACGUGGUCUCCCUACAGCAGCAGUGUGUUCGUGGCAGUGUCAGACGAAGGACGUGUGCAUGUGUACGAUCUCUUCACCCGUAAAUGUCGGCCCCUGUGUGUCCAGAGUCUGGUUCAGAGGCGACGUGUGGCUGCUACCUGUGUUUCCUUUAACCCCUUCCAUCCCGUUAUCAUGGUUGGGGGUGAAAAAGGUAACCUGGUGUGUCUCAAACUCUCGCCAAAUCUGAGGAAAAUCCACAAAGACGCAAAGGGUGCAGACGACAUGAAACUGAAGGAGAUUGAACUGUGCAAGAUGGAGAGAUUGAUCGCUACCAACAGAGGGUAAACUUGUGUAGAUAUACCUGUAUGUAGGGAAUAAAUUUGUGUUCAUUAGAUUAAUAGGAGUAAACUUUUGUAUACUAGAUGUAGGAGUAAACUUUUGUAUACUAGAUGUAGGAGUAAACUUUGUGUACUGUACUAGAUGUAGGAGUAAACUUUUGUGUACUAGAUGUAGGAGUAAACUUUUGUAUACU